AUGAAGUCCGGCAUUGCUCUGAUCGUCGGCGCACUCUCGUUCAUCAAGUCUAGCUACUCGGGCUCCAAGGGCUUGAACGAUCUGGCCAAGGCUACUGACAGAUACAUGGGCACGGCCACGGAUAUUGGCGAGCUGAGCGAUCCGUACUAUGUCAAGCAGCUCAAAAACGCCAGCGAGUUCGGCAUGAUCACCCCGGCCAACGCCAUGAAGGCGUCCGGUGCCAAAGUCCGCUGCCACGCUCUCGUGUGGCACCAGCAGGUUCCGUCCUGGGUGCAGAAUCUCGGCAAGGCCGAGCUGCUCGCGGCGCUCAAGAACCACGUCACCAAGGUAAUGACGCACUUCGGCGACUCGUGCUACGCCUGGGACGUCGUGAACGAGGCCAUGGGCGACGAUGGAUCGUACCGCAAGUCGUUCUGGUACACCAAGACGGGCACGGAGUACAUCUCCACGGCUUUCAAGACGGCCAGCGCCGUCAAGAAGUCCCUGGAUCUGAAGGUGAAGCUGUACUACAACGACUACAACACCAACGUCAUCAACACCAAGUCGACCGCCGUGUUCAACAUGGUCAAGGCCUUGGUCAGCGCGGGCGUCGAGAUCAACGGCGUGGGGUUCCAGUCGCACCUGAGCUACUCGGACUCGGCCUCGGCGUCCGACCAAAUCGCCAACAUGCGGCGCUUUGAGGCGCUGAAGCUCGACGUCGCGCUCACCGAGCUGGACGUCAAGACGAGCUCGACGACGCCGUCCACCGCGGAGCAGAACAAGCAGGUGGUCGUCUACCGCAACGCCGUGCUGGCAUGCAGGAAGUUGUCAAAGUGCGUGGGCGUGACGAUCUGGGACUUCGUGGACACGUACACGUGGCUCUCGUCGUCGGCCCCGCUCCCGUGGUACCAGCCCAAGGGCAAGAAUACGCCGCUCGUGCGCAAGCCCGCGUACGACGGCAUCGCCCAGGCCUGGCAGAGCUAA
Messenger RNA from Phytophthora sojae, 963 nucleotides. RefSeq names its product glycosyl hydrolase family 10 protein. Lineage: Eukaryota; Oomycota; Peronosporomycetes; Peronosporales; Peronosporaceae. Gene Ontology annotation, molecular function: hydrolase activity, hydrolyzing O-glycosyl compounds. Bases 1 to 963 code for a protein of 320 amino acids. The transcript has 2 exons. The record is from RefSeq and is a predicted model, not a curated record. Gene Ontology annotation, biological process: carbohydrate metabolic process.